AUGGCUCUCGCUGCUCCCAGCACAGACCCGGCGGUCCUUAAAUCGCCCCAAGAACACCAGUGGAAUGAGUAUUACCUUCCCGGCACCUUUCCACCACAGGAAACACGCCCUGGGGAACUCGGCAAGCGCCCCUGCGGCACGGCGGCUCCUCGGCGCUUCCCGGGCGGGGCCAGCGGCAAGCCGGGCGCUCAUCUCCAUCUUCACUUGGCGACCGGCCACCGGGCAACGAGGGGCGGCAGCAGCCCCGCGGCACAUCCUAUUUCCAAGAGCGCCACCCGAAGUCCGGAACUGUCCCGGGACAACGAGAACUGGGUGCGCCGCAAAGCGCAACACGGUGCUGCGCUGGGGUCUGUCCAGCCUGGGCCAUGCGCAUGA
Chaetomium globosum CBS 148.51 is the source of this 375-nucleotide messenger RNA. RefSeq lists its product as uncharacterized. The transcript has 2 exons. The record is from RefSeq and is a predicted model, not a curated record. NCBI's taxonomy places the organism in Eukaryota, Fungi, Ascomycota, Sordariomycetes, Sordariales, Chaetomiaceae. The coding region runs from base 1 to 375 and encodes 124 amino acids.